Molecule: messenger RNA, 1706 nt
Organism: Thamnophis sirtalis
Lineage: Eukaryota; Metazoa; Chordata; Lepidosauria; Squamata; Natricidae
Source: RefSeq, a predicted model, not a curated record
GGCUGUGUGUAGGAGUUGUCUGUGUGUAGGAGUUGUCUGGAGUGAGAGCAAAGGGAAGCUGUCUCUUCCCCAAUCUCUUCUCUCCCUCUCUCUCUCUCUCUCAUUCACUCACUCUCACUGUCUUUUUGGAGAAGAUGACACUCUUGAGUAAGCAAGAAGUUAAUUCUCUUGAGUAAGCAACUUUAUUGUAAGGUCUGGGUAGGCUCCUCUGGGCUCAGGAGCCGGAGUAGGAGGAACCCAAGAGUGAACUAGAGAGAAGAAGAAGGAAAAAAAAAACACCCAGCUGUUCUUCAGACACCAGAAAAGCAGAGCCGGGAAAGAAGAAAAAUCAAUUUUGCUGAGCCAAAAAGCAAAUUAACGCAGGGAUUUUGAAAGGGGGAACGGAAUUCUUUCGGAUAGUCCCUAAACUUCCCCCCUGUUCAUCUUCUUCUUUUUGAUUUCAAUGAGACAGAAAAUUGUUUUGAGUUGAGGAAUUAUUCCAGAGUUUGGGGCACUUUGGAUCCAUCGCUCCUCCGGCCUCCUGGGUGCUGACUUCACCGCGGACUUCGUCAUUUGUUUUCUCCGAUUCGAGGGGUCAUUUCUUCGGCCGCCUUUCCAUGAUUCGGUGAAGGCAGAGGCUGCUGCUUCUUGGGGAGAAAUCUGGUUUUUCCCCAACAGAUUUUUUCCGGAUUCCUUUUUUUUUUUUUAUUAAAAUUUCCCCCCCCCCCCCCCUUUUUUUUUUCUUCCUUCCACCGAUGAGCCACUAAACUGUGUUGGAAGCUGGGAUGAUUUUCGAGGCAACUUUUCGGUUUGGGAAGAUGGACCAAGUGAGGUGGUGCCUUCUGUCCAGUUUGCUGGCUUGGUUGAUGGGCAUCAGCCACACCCAGGAAGCGGGAUACUUCCAUGAAAGUCCGUCGAAUUUGACCUCGUCUUUGGGGAAGGACGUGAAGCUCACCUGCUCGGUCCUGGCCCUGGGCGAGGCACCGGAGAUCAGCUGGCUGAAGGAUGGUGAGGCCUUCGAAAUUGCCAACAUUAACCAGAUCCAGGUGCCUUUGGACGAAGAAGAAUGGAUGACCACCAGCGAACUGAGCAUCUCUUCCCUCCAGCUCUCGGACAUGGGAAAUUACCAGUGUGUGGCCUCGGUGAAUGGAUCUAAAUUGGUUUCCGAAGAUGCUUACCUGCAGUUAGAAGGCCUCCCCUUUUUCUCCGAGGAGCCCCAAGAUCUGGAGAUCACAGCCGGUGCUGCGUUCAACCUCAGCUGUGCAGCCCAGGGACCCCCCGAACCCGUCUUGGUGAUCUGGCUGCAGGACAGCGUUCCCCUGAACUCCUUGGCGGACCCCCUGGCAGAGACCCCGUCCGUCUUGCGGGUGAGAGGGCUGAACCAUAGCUCCUCCUUCUCGUGCGAAGCCCACAACGCCAAGGGAGUCAGCACAUCCCGAACUGCGGCGGUGACAGCCCUGGGUUACCAGUUUCUGAGCGGAUACUCAAGCCGAGCCAUGAAACCUUCCUUCUCUCUCAACCCAACAGGCAAAGGAGAAACGAUACCCGUGUUUCUGACGGCCGGCAUGAACGCAUCAGCGAUUGGCCCUCCAGAGAAGACUGACAACAAGCUUAGGUCUGCCAAUGAAGAAGAUGCGUACAAGACAAAAAUGCAACAGAACAGGAAGGAAUCCAAUUAUGGAUUGCAUCGUGGUUUUUAUAACAAACCACUGGCUUUGAAAAAGUAG